Molecule: messenger RNA, 2672 nt
Organism: Cercocebus atys (sooty mangabey)
Lineage: Eukaryota; Metazoa; Chordata; Mammalia; Primates; Cercopithecidae
Gene: WDR76
Product: WD repeat domain 76
Exons: 13
Coding region: 347-2035 (562 amino acids)
Biological process (GO): regulation of DNA damage checkpoint
Cellular component (GO): nucleus
Molecular function (GO): protein binding; DNA binding
Source: RefSeq, a predicted model, not a curated record
CCCGGACUUCCCGCUCUGCCGCUGCGGCCGCUGAGGAUCUGAGUGGGCUCCGCCCCGUCCCGGCCCCGCCCCUCUCGGCCUCCCGCCGCAAUCUUGGCGGGAAGGAGUCGGCCACCGAGAAGCCGAAAGAUGUCCAGGUCCGGCGCGGCGGCUGAGAAGGCGGACUCCAGACAGCGACCCCAGAUGAAGGUGAGAAACGGAUCGGUGCUUCCAGGUAAAUGAAUAUAAAGAAAAUCAAAACAUCGCUUAUGUGUCUCUGAGACCAGUACAGACUACAGUUUUAAUAAAAACAGCUAAGGUCUAUCUUGCCCCCUUUUCACUCAGUAAUUACCAGCUAGACCAGCUUAUGUGCCCCAAAUCCCUAUUAGAAAAGAAUUCUAACAAUGAAGUUGCAUGUAAGAAGACUAAAAUAAAGAAAACUUGCAGAAGGAUUAUACCUCCAAAGAUGAAAACCACAUCUUCUAAGUCUGAAUCCACGCUGCAAAAUUCAGCCUCAGCUGUUCAUACUGAAAGUAACAAGCUACAACCCAAGAGAACGGCAGAUGUGAUGAAUCUCAGUGUUGAUGUGGAAAGUAGUCAGGAUGGAGACAGCGAUGAAGAUAUCACACCAGGCCUGGAUGAUUUUUCGGGAUUGUCACCCUACGAAAGGAAGAGACUGAAGAAUAUAUCAGAAAAUGCAGACUUUUUUGCUUCUCUUCAGUUGUCUGAGUCUGCUGCAAGACUCCGUGAAAUCAUAGAGAAGAGACAGCCUCCUAAAUCCAAGAGAAAGAAGCCUAAGAGAGAAAAUGGGGUUGGAUGUAGAAGGUCAAUGCGAUUACUAAAAGUUGAUCCUUCGGGAGUUCCAUUACCAGCAACUCCAACACCGCCGACAUUAGUAGCAGAUGAAACUCCUUUGUUACCUCCUGGGCCUUUAGAAAUGACUUCUGAAAAUCAAGAAGACAAUGAACGAUUUAAAGGAUUUCUGCACACAUGGGCAGGAAUGAAGAAGCCAAGUAGUAAGAACACUGAGAAAGGAUUAUCUAGCAUUAAAAGCUACAGAGCCAAUUUAAAUGGCAUGGUCAUUAGUGAAGAUACUGUUUACAAAGUUACCACAGGCCCAAUAUUCUCUAUGGCUCUCCACCCAUCAGAGACUAGAACUUUGGUAGCAGUUGGGGCCAAAUUUGGGCAAGUUGGACUUUGUGAUUUGACCCAGCAACCUAAAGAAGAUGGAGUUUAUGUUUUUCAUCCCCAUAGUCAACCAGUUAGCUGUCUUUACUUCUCACCCGCCAAUCCGGCCCACAUACUGUCACUGAGCUAUGAUGGCACGUUACGCUGUGGGGAUUUUUCCAGGGCUAUUUUUGAAGAGGUGUAUAGAAAUGAAAGAAGUAGCUUUUCCUCCUUCGACUUCUUGUCAGAAGAUGCCUCCACUUUGAUAGUAGGACACUGGGAUGGAAAUAUGUCACUGGUGGAUAGACGGACACCUGGAACUUCUUAUGAGAAACUUACCAGUUCUUCUAUGGGAAAAAUAAGAACUGUUCAUGUCCACCCAGUGCAUAGACAGUAUUUUAUCACUGCCGGAUUGAGGGAUACUCAUAUUUAUGAUGCAAGGCAACUGAAGUCCAGGGGAAGUCAGCCUUUGAUUUCUUUGACUGAACAUACAAAGAGCAUUGCUUCUGCCUAUUUUUCACCUCUUACUGGUAACAGAGUGGUGACCACAUGUGCCGAUUGUAAUCUGAGAAUUUUUGACAGCAGCUGUGUAUCUUCUAAGAUUCCUCUCCUCACCACCAUCAGGCACAACACUUUCACUGGGCGAUGGCUGACCAGGUUCCAAGCCAUGUGGGAUCCUAAACAAGAAGACUGUGUCAUAGUCGGCAGCAUGGCCCAUCCACGACGGGUAGAAAUCUUCCAUGAGACAGGAAAGAGGGUGCAUUCGUUUGGUGGAGAAUGCCUUGUCUCUGUGUGUUCCAUCAAUGCCAUGCACCCAACUCGGUAUAUUUUGGCUGGAGGUAAUUCCAGCGGGAAGAUACAUGUUUUUAUGAAUGAAAAAAGCUGCUGAGUUUUUGGUUUAAGAACAUCAAUUUGUUCAAAUAGACCACUGUCCAAGGAACCUAGUAAUUGGCGUGCCUUAGUGUGUUUACUUGGUAAUGUGUUACAUUUAGCAAAUAUUAACAUUGUUUUAUUAAUAAGACUAUAAGAAGAGUGUAAUUUUAGUAAGGGAGAAGUCUUGGAGGGUUGCUUCUGCAGGAUGGGGAGGGAAUUUGAGGGGAGGCUCAGGUGCCUUCAGGACUUUAAAAAAAAUUUUUUUUUUUUUUUGAGACGGAGUCUUGCUCUGUCGCCCGGGCUGGAGUGCAGUGGCCGGAUUUCAGCUCACUGCAAGCUCCGCCUCCCAGGUUCAAGCGAUUCUCCUGCUUCAGCCUCCCAAGUAGCUGAGAUUACAGGCACCUGCCACCAUGCCUGGCUAUUUUUUGUAGUUUUAGUAGACAUGGGGUUUCAUCAUGUUGGCCAGGCUGGUCUCAAACUCCUGACCUCAGGUGAUCUGCCUGCCUUGGCCUCCCAAAGUGCUGGGAUUACAGGCAUGAGCCACUGCACCUGGCCAUGAGCACUUUUAAUUGAGACAGUAUGCUGAGAAAUUCUAACAUAAAUUAUAAAGCUUUGACUAUUAAAGUUUUUGUGAUCUAAUGAUAUGGUUUUGA